Messenger RNA from Coregonus clupeaformis (lake whitefish), 1446 nucleotides. Its product is annotated as protein TALPID3-like. The record is from RefSeq and is a predicted model, not a curated record. Gene Ontology annotation, cellular component: centriole; ciliary basal body. Lineage: Eukaryota; Metazoa; Chordata; Actinopteri; Salmoniformes; Salmonidae. Gene Ontology annotation, biological process: smoothened signaling pathway. The transcript is spliced from 5 exons. The coding region runs from base 269 to 577 and encodes 102 amino acids.
GUUUCUGUGUCCUACAAAUGAUCGAAUUUGGCCUCUUACAACCAGAUCAGAUCCUCUAAUAUGAUUUUGGGUAGGAAAAAGGUCCAACCAACACUGCUUUGUGUCAGUCGGUCGGCACUCAGAUUCCUCUGUCCUUCUCAUCCAGCCUCGUGCUGCCUUUCCUGCUGCAAAGAGCACAGAGACCGUCAGAGAGACGGCAUCAGCCAAGACCAGCAACACCACAAGCAGCAGCAGCAGCAAGCACCCCCCUCCUCCUCCCUGCGUCUCCAUGUCUCAGGAAGCGGUGGCCAUGGUCCUCCCUCCCACCAGGCUGACCCCCACCCUGCUCCAGCCGUGCCACUCCUUUUUUGAGGAUGCUGAGAGGGUCCUCCGGCAGGUCCAACGACACAAGAAAACACUGGAGGAGAACCUGGAGGCCAUGCUGAGGGCUAGAGAUGGAGAGACCCUGCACUCCCAGUUAGAGGAUCUCUCCUGCAACAGGGACACCACAGAGAAUGUCAGGAUUAAGAAGACAGUGGAUGCAUGGAUCAACACCCUGAGUAAGGAUAUCCAGAAAAUGGUGUCCUGGCACAGCUGAGGAUUGACUAAAAACAUGGAGUUGAUGGCCGAUAUUUCAAUAGAAUACUUUGUUGCUCAGACGACAGCUAAAGACAAAGUGAAAGAGUCUGCUGUCGUGUUGCCCCAGAAAGACAGAGGGACCAAUGAGGACAACACCACCUCCAGGCUUAAAGAUGUGAAGACCAUGAUGCAGGAUGUAAACCCUCUGUCAGAGAGCAGCCAGAGGACAGGCGGAAAGCACUGAGGAGCUGAACAACAAGCACAAACACACCGCUGGCCCCAAUGUGAGACUGAUACCAUCUCUACCUCAAUAGGUGGUGAGCAAUAUGCUAGCACUGAACAUACACUCUGUUCUCUAGAUAGUGCACUACUUUAGACUUGGGCCUAUAGGGCUCUGGUCAAAAGUAGUGCACUAUAUAGAGAAUAGGGUGCCAUUUUGGAUGCAGACGAUGACAGCACUGAACAUACACCCCCUUCAGUAUAGAGCACUGAACAUACAACCCCUUCACUUCACUCAAUCAUCAACACACAAUUAGCAGGGUGACAUCAUAGCCCGUAUCUGUACUGUCUCUUUGAACAGAACUUUUGUCGCUGCUUUCUUUCUAAAACCCUGUAUUUACUUACGUAAUAUAGUUCUGCUUUUAGUGUUGAAUGACUUAUCGACGGUACUCAAACAACAAAGUGGUCACACCACUCUGUCGUGUACCUUGCUAAUCUUCUCAUCUGGAUGCAAACACAGUGUUUCUGAAGCGUCCGCCGAGGCUAUUUAACCAAAUGAGGUUUUCUAACUGGCCAUAUGUUUCCUCCAACAUUGAUUAGCUAUAAAUAAAAAGCACAAAACCUAAACCUGACAAAGGACAAGCCUGCUUAUCUCCAAGCUGCAUAGCU